Messenger RNA from Drosophila rhopaloa, 685 nucleotides. RefSeq lists its product as uncharacterized. The record is from RefSeq and is a predicted model, not a curated record. Lineage: Eukaryota; Metazoa; Arthropoda; Insecta; Diptera; Drosophilidae. The transcript has a single exon. Bases 22 to 588 code for a protein of 188 amino acids.
UUAAUCCUUGUAGUCUGGAACAUGUCCAGACCGGCUGUUAGAGAGCGAAAGCCCCGGAAAAGGAGUAACGCUCAGGCCAGAAGGAUUUCCGUUUCCAAGAGUUCCGACAGCGAGCCGAGUGGUUUAAGGAAAUAUGUGAAGAGUUCGUCGAUAAACGGGGAUUCCCUUUCGACUCUGGGACGAAAACACAGCAACACGGAUAAUGGUUAUGAUGCGGGUCUGGAUACCGAUGAUGCCAACGAUGAUGGCAAGGAUGAGGUGGCAGCGCCGUAUCGAAGGGACCGUCGACGUAGCAGUCCUUUGAACUCAUUCCUCUACCCGGAACCAAUUCCAUCCAAUCGAUUCGGUGGAUUUUUGCGUGCCCUGGCCCGCAGUUUGCAGCAUUGUUCGAUGAGGAUUGCCGCCGGGUUUGGAUUGAGUCGCCAACAGGCCGCCUGGUACAAGAACUGCUGGAACACUCCGGGCUCCCAGUCUAAGAGUGUCCAUCUACUGAGUCGCCAGACGAAGAUACGACAGGUCUCCGUGCCCAGUUUGGUUUCAAAAUCCCAAGCAAAUCCGCGAUCAGUUACGAGUUCCACAACUCUGUGAGGUCUUUCGCCUUCUUUUGACUUGCAUUUGGUGCCUUCUGCACUAUAUAAUAUAUAUAUAUAUAUAUAUAUAUAUCAAGUUACAGGAAACUUCUAUC